UGAUUCCUCCUCGUAUCUGAGCUCGAAUUUUCUCGCUAUGCUACACGUGAGCAUGAGGUGAAAAUGUCAACAGUCUCCCUUCAACAGUCUUCAAACAUUGAUUGAUCAAACUGACAGUGGAUUUGAUUGUUGAUUUUGGAUGUAUCAGACUUCCUGUUCAAGCAAAUGAGCAUUGAAACUGCUCACAGUGAUUGUCGAUUCCAUUAACAUCGGUUGAUGCAGAUGAAAUGUUAAAGGAAUUCUUCUCAGAGAAAGAUGUGGUCCUUUAGAGCAAUGGCAAGGUCAUUGAGGAUUCACAGGAGAACAAAUAGAAAGUUUUCUUCAACCUCAAGACUGUCUGUGGAAAGAAGAGGUAUCUACUAUCCCAAUGAAAAGAUUAAGAGUAUGGAUGACUUUUGUAAAUAUGCAAGCCCUGAAGAGAAAGCCCACCUGGUGAUGAUACAAGCAGAGUAUGUCAAACUCUGCAAAAGCAAUAUUGCAAACAUGCCAGAACUGACAGAUCAAGAAUGGUUAAUUCAUAUGAAUUAUGAUUCAAGAAAAGGGAGAGAAAAGCAUUUAAGGUUACUUCAAGUAAAGAAAGACAUACAGGAGACCAAGAAGCAAAAGAGGCAGCCUCAAACAGAACCACAAUACGACCCAACCAAUUUUUUUCAAGAACUUUUCUGGAUGUCAGAAAAGAAAAUCAUUCAAAAUCGUGUGGCUCGGGCUACGAUGCUGGAAGACCCCAUUCUGGUGGACCUGGGUUACGCCGACACGUUGUAUUAUAAUGAAAUCAUCGACGUGGCCAGACAUUUAUUCUUAUCAAUCGGUGACAUCAAUAGAUCAGCGCUUAACCACAUGCCGACAUUUAAUGUAAUAUUUUGUAACGUGAAACCCUCAGUGGAAGAGAAUGAGAUCUUGAAGACUCUGCGAAGGUUGUUGACGGAAGAUUGCAGCAUGAGUAAACUUCCCGUGACUCUUACAGACAAGAGUUACCUGGACCUGUUUCCAAAGAGAGACCUAGUGUACCUGUCGCCCGAUGCCGAGCAAUAUUAUCAUCCAGCGGAGGGAAUCCCAGUCAUUGCGGGCCUGAUACACAAAACAACAAAAGACAAGCUAGCGCUUCAUAGAGCUUACAAAGAAAAGAUUAAAGUACGGAGACUUCCCAUAGAUUUAAUUGACAAAUUAACAGUGCCUCGUUUGCCCAUUAACCAUAUUAUUCAAUAUGUCGCAGCAUUGCGAUUUACAAGGGACUUGGAAAUAGCAAGAAAAGCUCUGCCAAAAAGAAUCAUCAGUGGUCCAGCAGCUAAAGGGAAAAACAUUUCAAAGAUAUUGUGAUGAUAAUUAUUUUAGUAUUUGUUCAGUGUUAUGUUAAUAUAAUGUAAAUUACAUGUAUUGAAUCGUACAUGUAUAUGACAACA
Messenger RNA from Magallana angulata, 1400 nucleotides. Its product is annotated as tRNA methyltransferase 10 homolog C-like. Gene Ontology annotation, cellular component: nucleoplasm; nucleus; mitochondrion. Lineage: Eukaryota; Metazoa; Mollusca; Bivalvia; Ostreida; Ostreidae. The transcript has 6 exons. Gene Ontology annotation, biological process: mitochondrial tRNA 5'-end processing; positive regulation of mitochondrial translation. The coding region runs from base 256 to 1317 and encodes 353 amino acids. The record is from RefSeq and is a predicted model, not a curated record. Gene Ontology annotation, molecular function: tRNA binding.